Molecule: messenger RNA, 375 nt
Organism: Plasmodium gallinaceum
Lineage: Eukaryota; Apicomplexa; Aconoidasida; Haemosporida; Plasmodiidae
Product: conserved Plasmodium protein, unknown function
Exons: 5
Coding region: 1-375 (124 amino acids)
Source: RefSeq, a predicted model, not a curated record
AUGAAUUUUGAUGAUUUUGUUCAUAUUAUAUAUGGAAAAAAUGUAUUUCAUGAUGAUGAAAAUAUUGAAUACAUUAGAGAUUUCAUUUUCCCCUUUUUAAUACCAUUAGUUAGAUCAGUAAACCAGGAAAAAGAGAAACAUAAAUAUUUUAAAAUAGUUUAUGAUUGUGGUGACAAAAAGAAGAUAAAUAAUCUAUGCUGUGAAAAGAAUGAUACUAAUAUUGAUCAUGUAAAUAUAUUCGAUACUGAUAAAUUAGAAGAAAAACCUACAGUAUUAUUUGAAAUUCAGCAAGAAAUCCUGACAAAAUAUGUAAAAACAAAUCCCAUUUUAUUACUAAGUCAAUAUCUUGAAGAGGAAUGUAGAAAAAACAAAUGA